GCCUAAGUACAUAUAAACAAUCGUACAUUUAUAUACAAGUACAUACAGCACAUAUUUACCCGUAUCGGUGCAUUUUCGGUUUUUUCCUAUUGCACGCACCUUUUGUUCGUGUUGGCGCUCAGCUGGUGACUUUGCAUUUUUUGCUUAGUCGCCUGUGUAUUUACAUUCAUACACACCUACAUACCUACAAGUGCAUAUACAUAUUAGCACAAGUGACCCAGUAGGAAAUUUUUGCAUUGACCCUGUAGGAACUUUCUAUAUUUACAUCAUUAGUUUAAAGUCAAUCAGUAUUUGCUGUUUUUCGAUUAAUUGGUGGCGCUUAUCAUUCCUUUCGUGUUUUUCAAUAAUUUAGUUCUUUCGUUAUUUGUACAUAAAUCGACUCUCGUUCUUUGACAAGUAUGUCUACCUUAAGUUAUUUCACUAGGUGCUCAGAUCAGAUUGUCGAAUUCAAUGCGGGAUUCGAUGAAGCGACUUUGAACGAGCAUUCGAAAAUUUCUUUAGAGAUUUUGAAAACGGAGUUGAUAGACAUUUGGUCUAAAACUAAAAAUGCAUGCGAAAAAUGCUUACAAACUCUGAAAGAUGAAGAUGAGGUAGAAGCCGUAAAAGCCAAACAAAAUUCAACUUUUAAAGAUUAUCUUUCGUGUUUGUCGCGCAUUAGCGAAGGCAUUCAGAAGUACAGCGUGACGGCUGAUACUGCUUCUUAUGUGCCCCCUGCCCAAGUACCCAAGCGCUCCAAUAAUUUGAACCUACCGCCAUGUGACACAGAAAUAUUCCAUGGUGACUAUGUGUCGUGGCCAUCCUUCCGUGAUCUCUUCACCGCGAUUUACAUUAAUAAUGCGGAUCUGAGUAACAUCGAAAAACUCUUCCACCUUCGACAUAAAACAAGCGGCGAAGCACGAGACAUCGUUAGCAAACCCCCACUAUCAAAUGAGGGAUUCGACAUCGCAUGGUCAAAUUUGAAGGCAGCGUACGAAAAUAAACGGGUUUUGGUCAACAAGCAAUUGAAGCUGCUUUUUUCGCUUCCGGUUAUUCGGACCGAAAGUGCACCCGCGUUAAAGGAGCUCCAGCGAGGCAUAAACGGAUGUCUAUCAGCGUUAGCAACGUAUAACGUCAACGUUGGGAAUUGGGAUCCGAUCCUAAUCUUCCUGUGUUCAAACCGACUCCCUGAAACAACACUUUCUCUGUGGGAACAAACACUACUAGAUAAAGCUGCUAUACCGGAAUGGAGUCAGAUGGAUGCAUUUCUCACUCAACGCUUCAGAACUUUGGAAUCGAUAGUGGAUGUGAAAUGGUCAGCUUCAUCUUCUUCAACCAACCAACAUCAAAAAGCAUUCUCACAUCAACCCAACCCGGCGGGUCAAAAGAAGGUGUCUCUGGCGACAAAUAUUUCUCAGUCUUACUGCAUAAUGUGUCAGAAACAACAACAUCCUUUGCGUUUAUGUACAAAAUUCUUGUCACUUUCGAUUAAUGAUAGGUUCACUGCAAUUAAAAAACACAACUGCUGUCUAAACUGUCUUUCAAAAGGCCAUUCGAUAAAAGACUGUAAAAGUCAAUUCUCGUGCACUAAGUGCAAAAGUAGACAUCAUACUCUACUUCACAGAGUGUCUUCUAACACUCAACCCCCAAAAGAAACUGCAGGUGGAACUGCUUCACAGGCAUUCCAUACAAAUAUACAGUCCGCUUCUUCUAACAGUAUGUUGUCGACAGCUGAGGAAAAUUUGAAAUCGUCAGGCUUAUCCUCAGCUCUACUUGGAACCGCCAUGGUUCACAUCUGCCACUUGGGCUCAACUUAUAUAGCUCGCGCUUUAAUUGAUUCAGCUUCAGAAGCCUCGUUUAUUUCUGAACGACUUCGAAAACUUUUAAAACUACCGUAUUCCAAGACAAAUGCGGUUAUUUCGGGAUUGAAUCAAAGGGUUUCUAACAGCGCAUCGAAAAUUUGUUCGUUUGUUUUAGGCUCACCCCGUGAUCCAAAUCUUUUAAUAGAAGCUACUGCGUUUGUAUUACCACAAAUCACUGGUAACUUACCCUCGACCUCAAUAGAUGAAUCCAUUCUAGAAAAACUGCCUAAAGUACCUUUAGCAGAUUCGAAGUUUUUGCAAAGCGGUCCUAUCGAUGUUUUGAUCGGAGGAGAUUUGUACCCCAAGGUUAUGUUAGACGGGGUAAAACGUAGUAUUCAAUACAACCUUCUGUCUCAAGAGACGGUGUUCGGGUGGAUUGUCACUGGGGCAUCUUCCACUGCACACGUCUCUUGCUUUGCUACCAAAGUCUCAAUGGGAGAGGACAUUUCGUUAGAUAGCCAACUACGCAAGUUCUGGGAGUUAGAGGAAGUCCCAAAAAAUAACCUUCAAUCAGACGAGGAUAUGUUUUGUGAAGAGCUGUACUUGAAAACAACUACUAGGAAUUCGGAAGGAAGAUACGUGGUUUCGCUACCGUUUAAAAACUUUUAUCCAACGGAUGUUAAGCUAGGAUCAUCGCGUCCCAUUGCAUUUCGGCAAUUUAUUCGUAACGAAGCAAGGUUAACGAAAAAUCCAUCUUUAAAGGAAGAGUAUGACAAGGUUGUUCAAGAAUAUUUGGAUCUAGGGCACAUGGAGAAAGUAGAGGCUCCAAGUUUUGAACAUUCUCCUAGUCAUUUCUACCUUCCUCAUCAUGCAGUCUUGAAACCGGAAAGUACUUCCACGAAAUUAAGGGUAGUUUUCAACGCGUCCAGCAAUUCUUCGAAUGGAGUUUGUCUUAACGAUAUUUUACAUGUAGGCCCAACCCUUCAAGCUGAUUUGACCUUGCUACUGAUACGAUGGCGGAUGUAUAAAUACGUGUUUAAUAGUGACAUCCAAAAAAUGUACAGGCAAAUUUUAGUUAACCCGUCUCAUAGGCCCUAUCAAAGGAUUCUUUUUAGAAAGGAUCCACAUAGUGGUAUACAAGAUUUUCAGUUAAGGGCGGUAACGUUUGGAGUUAAUUGUGCGCCAUACUUGGCAAUUAGGACUCUUCGGCAGUUAGCUCAGGAUUCUCAUGAUUCACAUCCACUAGCGGCUCAGAUUUUACGAAAUUCUAUGUAUGUAGAUGACGUUUUAGCGGGAUUUCACGAUGUGUCCACAGCUUUACAGGCACGAGACCAGCUGAUAGAAGCACUUGAUAGUGCAGGAUUUUCUUUGAGGAAAUGGUCUUCAAAUUCCAAGGAAAUCCUCAUGGAUCUUCCUCAUGAGCAUUUAUUAAAGAGAGAAUUUUUAACUUUAGAUGAGACAAGCACAACAAAAGCACUAGGGAUUAGAUGGAAUGCUAGAUUAGACCAUUUUUUCUUCAGCGUUCAGACCCUCCCUUCAAAGGAUAGCUACACUAAACGAGAAGUGUUGUCAACGAUAGCGAAACUUUUUGACCCAGCUGGUUGGCUAGCUCCGGUGGUGGUCGUAGCUAAAAUAGUGAUGCAACAAAUUUGGUCAGAUGGUACUCUCUGGGAUCAGCCUAUAAGUUCUCAAACACUUUUUAAAUGGAAAACCUUUGUAGAAAGUUAUAGGUAUAUCGAUGACAUAAAAAUUCCGCGUUGGGUGAAUUUCACCAUUGAGUCACCAUUCGAAGUCCAUGCCUUUUGCGACGCGUCGGAAAAGGCAUACGCGGGGGUGAUAUAUUUGCGGGUAGAAAACCACGGUACAGUGUCGUCGCACCUUUUAUUAGCAAAAACUAAAGUUGCACCCAUAAAAACUAUUUCGCUUCCUCGUUUGGAGUUGUGUGGGGCGGUUCUAGUUGUCGAUAUGCUUAGGUCUCUUCUAAGUGAACUUCCUUUCAAGGUGGAAAACAUAUUUUGCUGGACAGACUCAACCAUCGUUCUCUCUUGGCUCAAAAAGCGGCCCUGCUCCUGGACCACCUUUGUCGCAAAUCGAGUAGCAAAGAUACAGGAAUUAGUCGGAUUUAGGCAUUGGAAUCACGUGGACUCGAAGGAUAAUCCAGCAGAUCUUGGCAGCAGAGGAGCAUACCCUCAGGACUUAUGCGCAAGCGAGUUGUGGUGGUACGGCCCUUCCUGGUUAGGUAAAGAUGCAGGGCAAUGGCCAUCAAUGGAUGACGAACUGGACGAUAUCACGAUCGAAGCAAGGAAAAUAAAGGCGCACGCUUCGCUUGUGUCAAGCCAUGAGGAUCCCUUAGAAAGAUUUUCAUCUCUUCCGCGCGCACUGCGUGUUUUAGCUUACGUCUUCCGGUUUUACAACAGGACUAACCGGCACACUCGAAGAUUCCACUCGUAUCCAUCGCUAGCGGUUUCGGGAGAGGAAAUCUCGAAAAUUCGUAUUCGGCUUAUAAUUCUGGCACAGAUGAAGCAUUUUUUGGAAGAACAGAGAUGUCUGACUUCAAAAACUCCAAUUUCACCGAAAAGCAAACUUUUAACCUUGAAUCCCUUCUUAGACUGUCAGGGUAUAAUGAGAGUCAAUGGUCGACUCGCAAAUUCGCUUAUUUUAUCUUAUAAUGAAAAACAUCCCAUUCUUCUACCUUAUAGUUGUUCGUUCUCAAGGUUGUUAGUUCACUUGAUCCAUAACAUUUCUCUUCAUGGAGGAAAUCAAUUGAUGCUGCGGCUGCUUCGCCAACAGUAUUGGAUUCCAAAGGCAAAGAAUCUCAUAAAGACUGUCAUUCAUAACUGCAGAACUUGCGUCAUUCAUAAAAAGCGGAAUCAAUCCCAAAUCAUGGCUGCCCUUCCUGAAGAGCGAACGACCCUUUCCAGGCCUUUUCAAAAUACUGGAGUCGAUUUUGCCGGCCCAUUUGAUAUUAAGAGUUUCACUGGUAGAGCAUGUAAAAUCACCAAAGGUUAUGUUUGCAUAUUUGUAUGUUUUUCCACACGGGCAAUUCACCUGGAAGGUACAAGCGAUCUGUCCACAGAGACCUUUCUUGGCGCAUUCUCGCGAUUCAUAUCUAGACGAAGCUGCCCUCAGCAAAUCUUUUCGGACAAUGGGACCAAUUUUGUAGGUGCGGCAGCUAACUUGAAAAAGGAAUUCAAGAAAUUCCUAACCACGUCGCGGGAGUCUUUGUGCAAUAUGUACAGUCAUCAGGAGGUGUCUUGGAACUUUAUCCCUGCCGGCGCUCCUCACAUGGGAGGACUAUGGGAAGCUGGAGUUAAAAGCAUCAAAUUUCAUUUUCGACGUACCGCCGCUUCUCAAAAAUUCACCUUUGAAGAGUUUCAAACCCUACUUUGUCGCAUUGAAUCCUGUCUAAAUUCUAGGCCGAUAUCGCCCAAUUCCACCGACGCCGCAGAUUGUGCAGCCCUCACACCUGGUCACUUUCUCACGGGGGGUCCCAUACUUUCUCCCCCCGAACCCUCCAUAGAAGCAAACCCAGUCUCGAUAAUUAAUCGGUGGCAAAAAAUAAAGGCUCUUAGCCAGCAACACUCUCUGCGAUGGAAAGAGGAAUAUCUCAAAGAACUCCAUAAACGCUACAAAUGGAAAUCCCCUCAAAAAGACAUCGCCGUCGAUGACCUAGUUGUAGUUCGCCAUGAAAAUCUCCCUCCUAACGAGUGGCGCUUGGGCAGGGUCACAAAGAUUUAUAAAGGCUCCGAUAAAAGAAUUCGUGUUGCAGACAUUCGCACACAAAAGGGAUUGAUAACGCGACCUAUCGUGAAGUUAGUGGUCUUACCAAACUAACCCCUCAUAUCAAUACUUUCCUUUUUUUUGCCGCUUUAGCAGAUGCCUCCGCCCAGCGCGCAGCCAGGGAAGGCAGGUCCAAAUGUAGAGUUUGCCACCGGUCGCAUCCUCUCCGGUAUUGUAGGCGAUUCUUAGAUGCCAACUACGAGCGCCGGCUGCGCCUUGUGCUUCUCCAUCGAUAUUGCUCGCGAUGUUUAGCCCACUCCCACACGGCCAAGAACUGUCUGAGCAACGGGACGUGCCAAUAUUGUGAGGAAAAGCAUCACACCCUGUUGCAUGCAAACCACCGUCUUUCUCCCCGACGCCAACUUCCCCUACUUUUAACGCAGCUUUCGGGAACAGUCACCGUUCUACCCACCGUUGCGGUUUACCUACACAUUGGGCCUCGGAAAUUUUUAGCUCGGGCUCUGAUAGACCCUUGCUCGCAAACGAGCAAAAUUUGCCACGCGCUGGUGCACCGGCUCCGCCUAAAGACGGUGCCCGUGGCGAAUAUCAGCAUGUGCGAGCUCCACGUAAGCUCGUCAAAUGAUGCACAUGUGCGAUUCUCCUUGCCGGCGAGGGUACUGUCGGAGAUCGGGUUGAAAACUCCCGCUCGUCAUCUCAGCCAAGCGACGCGGGACAAAUUCAUUAACCUCAAGCUCGCCGAUCCUGGUUUCCACACUUCCUCUGCCGUCGCCUUGAUUUUCGGUGGGGAUGUAUAUCAUAAAAUCAUAAGAGGCGAACUUAUUGCUUAUCCUGGGUUUCCUACCGCCCAGAACUCUAUUUUCGGUUGGGUCCUUUCUGGCCCAUGUGCCCUUUAAGGCACAGCGACCCCUUACUGGGUAAAUUAUAUAGUAUUUUUAAAGUUUGAAUUUAAUUGGAACUGAAUUAUUUGAAUAAAUGUAAAAAAAAAAAAAA
Molecule: messenger RNA, 6509 nt
Organism: Rhagoletis zephyria (snowberry fruit fly)
Lineage: Eukaryota; Metazoa; Arthropoda; Insecta; Diptera; Tephritidae
Biological process (GO): DNA integration
Molecular function (GO): nucleic acid binding
Source: RefSeq, a predicted model, not a curated record